CAGCUCGGUCCGUUCCUGCCCGUGCACUCGCCCGCUCACACCCGCUGCCUCCCUCACGGAGCGGGAGGUCGUACCAUCAGCGCCGCUUCUCUUCCUAAGCCGAGGGGGACCUCCUCCUCACUUCGGAGAUGCAAUGACAAGUUAAUAUGGGCGUUCAAGCCUCGAUUUCCCAGGAGGAGCAUCGUACCAGGCAACAGUCCCUGAGCUCGCCUAGCCCUUGAAUAGGCCUCCCAGGAAGCGCGAGAGGACCCAACCGCAGCAUCCGUCCAGGUGGGACCAGCUGAGCGCGCCACCGACCAGCAGCUUCGUCUCUCAUCCCCGCAUCCCUAAGGCGCGAUCGCAGGAUUGCCUCGAGCUCUCCCCACCCUCCGAACCGGGUUUUUCCCCCCCUCCUUCGCUGCUGCUGGUGGUGGGCGCCUCGCGGGCCGAGUCCCCGGCGCCUGCUCUGCUUGCCCGAGCUGCCUUUAGCGGUCGCCUCCGCCGCCGCUGCCAGGGACGUGCUGGGAAAGCCGAAGCCCCGGGAGAAGAUGCCGGCCAUCCUGGUCGCCUCCAAAAUGAAGUCGGGACUGCCCAAACCCGUGCACAGCGCCGCGCCCAUCCUGCACGUGCCCCCGGCCCGGGCCGGCCCCCAGCCCUGCUACCUCAAGUUGGGAAGCAAGGUGGAGGUGAGCAAGACCGCCUACCCCAGCCAGAUCCCGCUGAAAUCGCAGGGGCUGCAGGAGCCGGCGGGGGAGGGGCUCGCACUGCGCAAGAGUGGCUCGGUGGAGAACGGGUUCGAUACCCAGAUCUACACGGACUGGGCCAAUCAUUAUCUCGCCAAGUCGGGUCACAAACGUCUCAUCAAGGAUCUCCAGCAAGAUGUGACAGAUGGCGUCCUCCUGGCCCAGAUCAUCCAAGUUGUGGCAAAUGAAAAGAUAGAAGACAUCAAUGGCUGUCCAAAGAACAGAUCGCAAAUGAUUGAAAACAUAGAUGCCUGCUUGAAUUUCCUGGCAGCUAAGGGAAUAAACAUCCAGGGGCUGUCUGCCGAAGAAAUCCGAAAUGGAAACCUCAAGGCCAUUCUAGGCCUGUUCUUCAGCCUUUCCCGGUACAAGCAGCAGCAGCAGCAGCCGCCAUCCCAGAAGCAGCUCCUCUCCUCUCCGCUGCCGCCCAGCGUGACCCAGGCGGCCGGGGCCCCCUCCCAGUGCCAGGCUGGCACUCCUCAGCCACAGGUGCCGGCCACUCCCCAAGCCCCGUGCCAGCCUCUCCAGGCAGCACCACCGCAGCCGGCCAAAGCACAAGCUGACAUGCAAUCCAGUGCAUCACCCAAGGAUUCAUCUCAAAGCAAAAUCAUCCGCUUCACUCUGGGUCAGAAAAAGAUCUCUAGACUUCCAGGUCCCACUGCAAGGGCAUCUGCUGCAGGCAGCGAGGCCAAGACACGUGGAGGGUCAGUUGCUGCUAACAACCGCCGCAGCCAGAGCUUUAACAACUAUGACAAGUCCAAACCAGUCACCUCCCCGCCCCCACCAGCCAGCAGUCAUGAAAAAGAGCCUUCGGUGAGUCCAGCCUCCUCCCAUCCGGGCAUGAGCGAGAAUGCAUCUGCCGCACUGGAGUGCUCCCUGCCUGCUAGCUGCAGCUCCUCCUCAGCCAUCCCCCAGCCCGGGGCCACAUCCAAGCCCUGGCGUAGCAAGUCAUCGGGCAGUGUGAAGCCCAGCACCACAUCGUGCAUGCUGUCUGUCAAACAGCCCGUGCCUGAGAGUCCCCGGCCCAGCCCGGAAGCCAUGAAGCCAGCCCCCAACAAUCAGAAGUCCAUGCUGGAGAAGCUCAAACUUUUCAACAGCAAAGGGGCUUCCAAGGCGGGUGAGGGCCCGGGCUCCCGGGACACGAGCUGCGAGCGGCUGGAGAGCCUCCCCAGCUUUGAAGAGAGCGAAGAGAUGGAGAUCCCCGGCCGCACGCUCUCUGCCCUAGGCCCCUCGUCCAGCAGCCCCAAAAUCGCCCUCAAGGGCAUUGCGCAGAGGACUUUUAGCCGGGCACUCACCACCAAAAAGAGCUCCCCAAAAGGCAACGAGAAAGAAAAGGAGAAGCAACAGCGGGAGAAGGAGAAGGAGAAAAGUAGGGACCUGGCCAAGAGGGUGUCGGUGACAGAGAGGCCCGACCUCCGGGAGGGCACCAAAGAAGACCUGGGAGGGGCUGCCGUGAUCGAGAUGCCAAAAAAGUCCUCCAAGAUUGCCAGCUUCAUCCCCAAAGGGGGGAAACUCAACAGUGCCAAGAAGGAGGCAGCCGCCCCUUCCCAGAGCGGGAUCCCCAAGCCAGGGAUGAAGAGCGUGCCUGUGAAGUCCCCAAGUGCCCCGGCCCCUUCCAAGGAGGGCGAGCGGAGCCGGGCCGGGAAGCCAAGCUCAGGGCUCUCCCAGCAGAAGCCCCAGCUGGACGGCAGACACUCCAGCUCCUCCUCCAGCCUGGCGUCCUCUGAAGGCAGAGGCCCGGGAGCGACCACCCUGAACCACAGCAUCAGCAGCCAGACUGUCAGUGGGUCUGUGGGUACCACCCAGACCACGGGAAGCAAUACUGUCAGUGUUCAGCUACCUCAGCCCCAGCAGCAGUACAGCCACCCCAACACUGCCACAGUCGCACCUUUCCUGUACAGGUCCCAGACAGACACGGAAGGGAAUGUCACUGCCGAGUCCGGCUCUGCAGGCGUGAGCAUGGAGCCAAGCCACUACACCAAGAGUGGACAGCCCGCUCUGGAAGAACUCACCGGGGAAGACCCGGAGGCUCGGCGACUGCGGACGGUGAAAAACAUCGCUGAUCUGCGGCAGAAUUUGGAAGAGACCAUGUCCAGUUUACGGGGAACUCAGGUUACACACAGCACCUUGGAAACCACCUUCGACACCAAUGUCACCACGGAGAUAAGUGGGCGCAGCAUCCUCAGCCUGACGGGGAGACCCACCCCGCUGUCCUGGAGACUCGGCCAGUCCAGCCCGCGGCUCCAAGCGGGAGAUGCCCCUUCUCUGGGCAACGGGUACCCGCCUCGCGCCAACGCCAGCCGCUUCAUCAACACCGAGUCGGGCCGCUACGUGUACUCGGCCCCGCUAAGGAGGCAGCUGGCCCCCAGGGGCAACAGCCUCUGCCACGUGGACGUCUCGGACAAGGCGGGCCCGGACCUGGAGCUGGAGGCCAUCAGCAUGGACGCGCCGGGCUACAUGAGUGAUGGGGAUGUGCUGAGCAAGAACAUGCGCGCCGAGGACCUCACGAGCGGGUACAUGACGGAUGGCGGACUUGGCCUCUACACACGCCGCCUGAACCGGCUCCCCGAUGGCAUGGCCGUGGUGCGGGAGACGCUGCAGAGAAACACCUCCCUGGGCCUCGGAGACGCUGACAGCUGGGAUGACAGCAGCUCCGUCAGUAGCGGGAUCAGCGACACCAUCGACAACCUGAGCACGGAUGACAUCAACACCAGCUCCUCCAUCAGCUCCUAUGCCAACACACCUGCCUCGUCCCGCAAAAAUCUGGAUGUGCAGACCGACGCUGAGAAGCACUCCCAGGUGGAAAGGACUGCCCUGUGGCCUGGCGACGAUGUCAAGAAGUCAGACGGCGGGUCCGACUGCGGCCUAAAGAUGGAGCCAGGUUCCAAGUGGCGGCGGAACCCCUCGGACGUGUCCGACAAGUCGGACAAAAGCACGUCGGGCAAAAAGAACUCCGUCAUCUCACAGACGGGCUCAUGGCGGCGGGGCAUGACUGCUCAGGUGGGCAUCACCAUGCCACGGACAAAGCCCGCCGCCACAGCAGGCACACUGAAGACCCCGGGAACCGGAAAAACAGAUGAUGCCAAGGUGUCUGAGAAAGGAAGGCUGUCCCCCAAAUCCUCCCAAGUGAAGCGUUCCCCAUCCGACGCCGGCCGCAGCAGUGGAGACGAGUCCAAAAAGCCCCUCCCCAGCAACUCCAGGACGCCCACGGCCAAUGGCAACAGCUUUGGGUUCAAGAAGCAGAGUGGCUCAGUGGCGGGUCUGGCCAUGAUCACAGCCAGUGGGGCCACGGUCACGAGCAGGUCCGCCACCCUGGGCAAGAUCCCAAAGUCAUCUGCUCUGGUGGGUCGGUCGGCGGGCCGGAAGACGAGCAUGGAUGGGAUGCAGAAUCAGGACGAUGGUUAUCUGUCUCUCAGCUCUCGUACGAACCUGCAGUACCGGAGUCUGCCGAGGCCCAGCAAGUCGACCAGUCGGAAUGGGGCUGGAAAUAGGUCUAGUACCAGCAGCAUUGAUUCCAACAUCAGCAGCAAGUCAGCAGGUUUGCCUGUGCCCAAGCUGAGAGAGCCUUCCAAGACGGCCCUGGGCAACUCUCUGCCGGGUUUGGUCAACCAGACAGAUAAGGAGAAAGGCAUCCCAUCGGACAAUGAGAGUGUGGCUUCCUGUAACUCAGUCAAGGUGAAUCCUGCCGCCCCACCAUUGUCCAGCGCCGCUCAGGCCUCCCUGCAGCCAGGGGCCAAGUACCCGGAUGUGUCCUCUCCUACUCUCCGAAGACUCUUUGGUGGAAAGCCUACCAAGCAAGUGCCCAUCGCCACAGCUGAAAACAUGAAAAACUCGGUGGUCAUCUCCAAUCCUCAUGCCACCUUGACCCAGCAAGGGAACUUAGAGUCCCCCUCAGGCAGCGGCGUCCUGAGCAGCGGGAGCAGCAGCCCUCUCUACAGUAAGAACGUGGAUGUCAGCCAGUCUCCGCUAGCCUCCAGCCCCAGCUCGGCCCACUCGGGCCCCUCCAACAACAGCCUCGCGUGGGGCACCACCGCCAGCAGUUCGUCUGCAGUUAGCAAGGACGGCCUGGGCUUCCAGUCCGUCAGUAGCCUUCACACCAGCUGCGAGUCCAUUGACAUUUCCCUCAGCAGCGGAGGGGCACUGAGCCACAAUUCCUCCACGGGCCUCCUCGCCUCCUCUAAGGACGACUCUCUGACGCCCUUUGUUCGAACCAACAGUGUGAAGACCACACUGUCAGAAAGCCCUCUCUCUUCCCCUGCUGCUAGCCCUAAGUUCUGCAGAAGUACUCUGCCCAGGAAGCAGGACAGUGACCCGCACCUUGAUAGGAACACUUUGCCUAAGAAAGGACUCAGGUAUACUCCCACCUCCCAGCUUCGCACACAAGAAGAUGCAAAAGAAUGGCUGCGGUCCCACUCGGCGGGCGGCCUGCAGGACCCAGCCGCCAAUUCCCCCUUUUCCUCCGGUUCCAGUGUGACCUCCCCCUCGGGAACGAGAUUCAACUUUUCCCAGCUUGCGAGUCCCACCACGGUCACCCAGAUGAGCUUGUCCAACCCGACCAUGCUGAGGACCCACAGCCUGUCCAACGCCGAUGGACAGUAUGACCCCUACACGGACAGCCGCUUCCGGAAUAGCUCUAUGUCCCUGGAUGAAAAGAGCAGGACCAUGAGCCGCUCAGGCUCUUUCCGGGAUGGGUUUGAAGAAGUUCAUGGAUCCUCCCUUUCCCUGGUUUCGAGCACAUCAUCAAUUUAUUCUACACCGGAAGAAAAGUGCCAGUCUGAGAUUCGCAAGCUACGGCGGGAGCUGGACGCCUCCCAGGAGAAGGUCUCUGCCCUGACCACUCAACUGACCGCAAAUGCACAUCUUGUGGCAGCUUUCGAACAGAGCCUAGGAAACAUGACCAUCAGGCUGCAGAGUCUGACCAUGACGGCCGAGCAGAAGGAUUCGGAGCUGAAUGAGUUAAGGAAAACCAUUGAGCUGCUGAAGAAACAGAACGCAGCUGCUCAGGCUGCUAUUAAUGGAGUGAUUAACACCCCAGAACUCAACUGCAAAGGCAACGGCCCCUCACAGUCGGCUGACCUCCGCAUCCGCAGGCAGCACUCCUCUGAUAGCGUCUCCAGCAUCAACAGUGCCACCAGCCAUUCCAGCGUGGGUAGCAACAUAGAGAGCGACUCCAAGAAGAAGAAGAGAAAGAACUGGUUACGCAGCUCCUUCAAGCAAGCUUUCGGGAAGAAGAAGUCCCCCAAGUCAGCUUCCUCUCAUUCAGACAUCGAGGAGAUGACAGAUUCUUCCUUGCCUUCAUCACCAAAGUUGCCACAUAACGGCUCCACGGGCUCCACUCCACUGCUGAGGAAUUCUCAUUCCAACUCUCUGAUUUCUGAGUGCAUGGACAGCGAAGCCGAAACGGUCAUGCAGCUCCGAAAUGAACUGAGAGACAAGGAGAUGAAGCUCACGGACAUCCGCCUUGAAGCCCUCAGCUCUGCGCACCAGCUCGACCAGCUCCGGGAGGCCAUGAACCGGAUGCAGAGUGAAAUCGAGAAGCUGAAGGCGGAAAACGACCGACUGAAGUCGGAGUCCCAGGGCAGCGGCUGCAGCCGGGCCCCCUCCCAGGUGUCCCUAUCAGCCUCCCCCCGGCAGUCCCUGGGCCUCUCCCAGCACAGCCUGAACCUCACAGAGUCCACCAGCCUGGACAUGUUGCUGGAUGACACUGGUGAAUGCUCGGCUCGGAAGGAAGGAGGCAGGCAUGUUAAGAUAGUUGUCAGCUUUCAGGAGCAAAUGAAGUGGAAGGAGGAUUCCAGACCACACGUCUUUCUUAUUGGCUGCAUUGGAGUCAGUGGCAAGACGAAGUGGGAUGUGCUCGAUGGGGUGGUUAGACGGCUGUUCAAAGAGUACAUCAUUCACGUGGACCCGGUGAGUCAGCUGGGGCUGAAUUCUGACAGUGUCCUCGGCUACAGCAUUGGAGAGAUCAAGCGCAGCAACGCUUCCGAAACCCCGGAGCUGCUCCCGUGCGGCUACCUGGUGGGCGAGAAUACCACCAUCUCGGUGGCCAUCAAAGGGCUCGCAGAGAACAGCCUGGACUCGCUGGUGUUCGAGUCCCUCAUCCCCAAGCCCAUCCUGCAACGCUACAUCUCCCUGCUGGUGGAGCAUCGGCGCAUCAUCUUGUCGGGCCCCAGUGGCACUGGGAAGACCUACCUGGCCAACCGCCUCUCCGAGUACCUGGUCCUGCGGGAGGGCCGCGAGCUGACAGAUGGCAUCAUCGCCACCUUCAACGUGGACCAUAAGUCCAGCAAGGAGCUGCGCCAGUACCUGUCCAACCUUGCUGACCAGUGCGCCAGCGAGAACAGCGCCGGGGACAUGCCGCUCGUCAUUAUCCUGGACAACCUGCACCAUGUCAGCUCCCUGGGCGAGAUCUUCAAUGGGCUGCUCAACUGCAAGGACCACAAAUGCCCGUACAUCAUCGGCACCAUGAACCAGGCUACCUCCUCCACACCCAACCUCCAGCUGCACCACAACUUCCGGUGGGUGCUCUGUGCCAACCACACAGAACCUGUGAAGGGGUUCCUAGGCCGCUUCCUGAGGCGGAAACUCAUGGAGACGGAGAUCAGUGGGCGAGUGCGGAAUGUGGAGCUGGUGAAGAUCAUUGACUGGGUCCCCAAGGUGUGGCAUCACCUCAACCGCUUCCUGGAGGCACACAGUUCCUCGGAUGUCACCAUCGGCCCCCGGCUCUUCCUGUCCUGCCCCAUCGACGUGGAUGGCUCCAGAGUAUGGUUCACAGACCUGUGGAAUUACUCCAUCAUCCCCUACCUCCUGGAAGCCGUUAGAGAAGGACUCCAGCUCUAUGGGAGACGUGCCCCCUGGGAGGACCCUGCCAAGUGGGUGAUGGACACCUACCCGUGGGCUGCCAGUCCCCAGCAGCACGAGUGGCCGCCCCUUCUGCAGCUCCGGCCGGAGGAUGUGGGUUUCGACGGCUACUCUGUGCCCCGGGAGGGGUCGGCGAGCAAGCAGAUGCCCCCCAGUGAUGCCGAAGGAGACCCACUGAUGAACAUGCUGAUGCGGCUGCAAGAGGCGGCCAACUACUCCAGCCCCCAGAGCUACGACAGCGACUCCAACAGCAACAGCCACCACGACGACAUCCUGGACUCGUCCCUGGAGUCGACCCUGUGAGCGGGCCCAGCCGCCUCUCUCCGCCUCAUCCCCUUCCAUCCUCCGCGCCCUCCCGAAGAUGACCUCCUGAGCCACCCCUCCGGCCGCAGCGUGACAGCUGCAGGG
This is a messenger RNA of Sorex fumeus (smoky shrew), 7985 nucleotides long. It is a transcript of the gene NAV2, whose product is annotated as neuron navigator 2. Gene Ontology annotation, biological process: neurogenesis; nervous system development. Bases 528 to 7880 code for a protein of 2450 amino acids. Lineage: Eukaryota; Metazoa; Chordata; Mammalia; Eulipotyphla; Soricidae. The transcript has 39 exons. Gene Ontology annotation, molecular function: protein binding; ATP binding; ATP hydrolysis activity. The record is from RefSeq and is a predicted model, not a curated record.